Messenger RNA from Haliotis rufescens (red abalone), 1693 nucleotides. RefSeq names its product TATA-binding protein-associated factor 2N-like. Bases 97 to 1440 code for a protein of 447 amino acids. NCBI's taxonomy places the organism in Eukaryota, Metazoa, Mollusca, Gastropoda, Lepetellida, Haliotidae. The record is from RefSeq and is a predicted model, not a curated record. The transcript is spliced from 3 exons.
UCUUGGCGAAAGCCGGGGCGCACACGUAGACAAAAACGUCAGACAUAUUGUACCCCGGAAAAAUCCCUUUCAGGACAGGGUAACAUACGUGACGACAUGCACGGACAACUGAUAUGUUCCGCCAUCUUGAUGUUCCUGGUGAUCAGAACAGAACCAAAGCCUCUUGAUCAAGAAAAGUGUCAGUAUGAAGAGACAGGACGGAGGGAUGCUUGUAACGGGACUACGGGGACACAGACCGUAUAUCUGACUCUGUCCGUUGGAGGCGAGGAGUGCCCACCAAACACCGCCAGACAGGAACGCUGUGCCCCUCCCACCCCACCACCACACCCUGAUGAGAUGCAGAUCAAGCACCCCAUGAAGCACGUCAGAAAACGUCCAGGGCGGAACAGGCAAAGGCAUGUGAGAAAGCAGCCCUACCCACAUGAUGUUCUGGACGCUGAGGACAGGAUUGGUGCAGGGUGGAGAAAGGGUGGACACAGAGAGGAUGAAAGUGAUGCAGACCGCCGUCAUUCACAAAGACAAGGGGCGAUGGCACACGGAGAGAAGACAUAUGUCAGAAGGAGAAGAAGAAGUACUGAUUCUGACGGUGAUGAGGAGGCAGGCGAUGAUGACGGUGGUGAAGGAGGCGAUGACUAUGGUGAUGACUACGGAGGCCAUGAUUACGGUGAUGAGGAAGGAGGCGACGAUUAUAGUGAUGGGGAAGGAGGCGACGAUUAUGGUGAUGAGGAAGGGGGCGAUGAUUAUGGUGAUGAGGAAAGAGGCGACGAUUAUGGUGAUGAGUAUGGAGGCGAUGAUUACGGUGAUGAGGAAGGGGGCGAUGAUUAUGGUGAUGAGGAUGGAGGAGAUGAUUACGGCGAUGAGGAAGGAGGCGGUGAUUAUCGUGAAAAGGAAGGAGGCGACGAUUAUCGUGAUGAGGAAGGGGGCGAUGAUUAUGGUGAUGAGGAUGGAGGCGAUGAUUACGGUGGUGAGGAAGCAGGCGAUGAUUAUGGUGGUGAGGAAGGAGGCGAUGAUUACGGUGAUGCGGAAGGAGGCGAUGAUUACGGUGAUGAGGAAGCAGGCGAUGAUUACGGUGAUGAGGAAGCAGGCGGUGAUUAUGACGGUGAGUUAGGAGGCGAUGAUUACGGUGAUGAAUACGCAGGCGAUGACUACGGUGAUGAGGAAGCAGGCGAUGAUUAUGGUGGUGAGGAAGGAGGCGAUGAUUACGGUGAUGAGGACGCAGGCGAUGAUUACGGUGAUGAGGAAGCAGGCGAUGAUUAUGGUGGUGAGGAAGGAGGCGGUGAUUAUGACGGUGAGUUAGGAGGCGAUGAUUACGGUGAUGAGGACGCAGGCGAUGACUACGGUGAUGAGGACGGAGGCGAUGGUUAUGGUGAUGAGGAAGGAGACGAUGUCAACAAGAAUGAUACUGCUGGGGAUGGAGCUGAUGAUGUUUAUACUGGUUAGGUAAAUGUUACAAGGCCGAAAAAAUGGUAAUGAGAUUGUUUUGGGGUAUAAGAGCGAAGAGCUUCAGAGGUAAAUAAUUAUUAUAGUAGAAACAAGGGCGACAAAAACGAGAUACAAACUGAGAGACUCAGUUUAAAUAAUUGAACAAUUGCUGAUUCUAAAACAAACAAAUUCUUCUUUUUUUCUUGCAUAUUAAUAUUGACGUUAUUUUGCCUAUUGUGAUACACAAUUUGACCAUAAUAAAUAUUGCCCA